This is a messenger RNA of Schistosoma haematobium, 4341 nucleotides long. RefSeq lists its product as uncharacterized. Gene Ontology annotation, molecular function: nucleic acid binding. The record is from RefSeq and is a predicted model, not a curated record. Bases 425 to 2434 code for a protein of 669 amino acids. The transcript has a single exon. Lineage: Eukaryota; Metazoa; Platyhelminthes; Trematoda; Strigeidida; Schistosomatidae.
AUCUUAUCGAUUAAAUGUUAGAUAUUUUUAUUGGGGUCAAUUGAUGAACUAUCGAUUAAAUGCGCAAAUAGGUCAGUUGAUGAACUAUCGAUUAAAUGCGCAAAUAGGUCAAUUAAUGAACUCAUUGAUUAAUGUUUAAAAAUUUUCUAUGACAAUAUCGAUUGUAAAUAGUUGUAUAAAUACGCUUGACUUGUAUGCUUGAUCAGAUCUGCCUGCCUGACUUGGUAUCUGCUGUUGCUUGAAGAAUACACUUUCUACGCCUUACCAAGACUUCUUGAUCGAGUUAGCUGAGUCGAAGACAACGAACCAGAAUAGUCUAUUGAGUCUCUGAAUCCUGAGCCUUCGUUCCGUUCCGAAUAAGUCGAAUCAGUAGUAUCCUCAAGGUUAACGAACCUAACAAUUUGGCGACGGUGGUUUUGGAAACAUGGAUCCUUCAAAACUUGAAUUAUUACUCGAGCAGCAGAUGAAACUUAUUCAGAUGUUAGCAGAUGCAAAGCUUACGUCUAGUACUCAACCAAGCAGUUCUAAUCCUACUGCUACUGCACCAUCAAUUGAUGGUAUCGCUAACAGUAUCUCCGAGUUUCAUUACGAUCCAGAAUCCAAUGUCACGUUUGAUAUGUGGUUUCGACGUUACGAAGACUUAUUCAAAUUCGACUUUGCUAAUCAGGAUGAUGCUUGGAAGGUCCGCUUGCUGCUUCGAAAGUUGGGUCCUAAUGAACUAGACAGGUAUUGCAACCUAAUUCUGCCUCUAAACCCACGCGAUUGCUCAUUCUCGGACACUGUCCAGUCAUUGAGCCAACAAUUCGGAGACAACUCCUCACUAUUCAAUGCGCGUUAUCGAUGUCUGAAGCUCACUAUGAACGAAGAUGCUGAUUUUCUCACACAUGUGGGUAUCGUUAACCGAGAAUGUGAACGCUUCCGGUUGAAGUCGCUUACAGAAGACCAAUUUAAAGCACUCAUUCUCAUCUGCAGCCUUCAAUCACAGAAGUUCAGUGAAAUUAGAACACGUUUGCUAAGUCGAUUGGACCAAGACCCAAAACUAACUCUUAAUGAUAUUGCAAACGAAUAUCAACGCCUAAUCAAUCUACAGCGUGAUACUACAAUGGUCCAGCGUGGUGGUUCAGAUCGUACCGAAGUUCAUGUAGUCCAACAACCACGCAACUCGCAUAAAUAUGCCCCAGCGACAUCUAGUUCAAGUCAAAAGACAAAAGCAAAUCCUCCUGCCCCAUGCUGGCACUGCGGUGCAUGGCAUUUUGUUCGAUACUGUCCAUAUAAGCAACAUCGGUGCAGGAAAUGUAACACGGUGGGUCAUAAAGAUGGUUUUUGUCGAAAAAAGAAGCCAAGCAACUCCAAAGGUACCAGGAAGCCUACGCCUAGAUCCAACACGAAUUCGUUGAGUCUAAUAGCAAGCUGUGAAAACUCAACCCCAGUUGAGAGGAAAUUUAUUACCCUUAAUAUUAAUGGGCACCCGUUUAGAUUGCAAAUAGACACUGCAUCUGAUGUAACAAUUCUCUCACGAAAAUAUUGGAUCAGAAUGGGAAGACCACGCCUGGUGCCAACAACACAAAAACCGCGAACCGCAUGUGGUAAUUACCUACGUUUGUUGGGACAACUAGAUUGUAAAGUGUCUUUUCACGAUUCGACGUUUACCGGUGUAUGUUACAUUACACCAUCUGAUCUUAAUCUACUUGGAUUAGACUGGUUUGACCAGUUAUCUUUAGCUGACGUUCCUUUAAGCACCGUAUGCCAAAUGAUGAAACAAUCUCAUGAAGCUGAAGCAUAUUCGAAGGAACUACUGACGGAGUUGUCAACCAGCGAACACCAUACGGCCGGCGAAGAUGCAGUUAGUGCCUCCCUAAUGACAGAGGACCGCGCGCACUGCUACCUGACAACUGCUAUUCGUGCUUUGCCAGUCUCAGCAGCUGAAAUACAAUCUGCAUCCAAGAACAACUCCAUCAUAAAGAGAGCGAUGAAAUACGUCACUAAUGGCUGGCCGCCGACUGGACUCGAUGGUGACUUGAAACAGCUUUACCACCGUCGGGACUCAUUAUGCAUCGUAAACGAAUGUUUGAUGUUUGGAGAUAGAGUAGUGGUGCCCGAAUCCCUAAGAUCAAAGGUGCUAAAGCAAUUCUACACUGGUCAUCCUGGUAUAAAACGAAUGAAAUCCAUCGCCAGAAGCUAUGCUUAUUGGCCCCUCAUGGACCAACAUAUCGUGGAUUUAGUAAGCAAGUGCACACAAUGUCAGCAAGCAGCUAAGUGUAACGCGAAAAUACUACCAGUCUCAUGGCCACAGCCUGAGUAUCCCUGGUCCAGGAUACAUGUCGAUUUCGCAGGCCCAAUUAAUGGAAUCACCUAUCUAGUCGUUGUUGACGCCUUUUCGAAAUGGCCAGAAAUCGUCCCCGUCAUGCCACCAACGACAACCCAAACGAUGUAACUGUUGACAGAGAUGUUCUCUCGCAAUGGGUUACCGGAUAUAAUCGUUUCCGACAACGGUUCGCAAUUCACCUCAAGCCAAUUUCAAGAAUUUUGCAAACGCCUAUCGAUCAAGCAUUUCCGCUCUCCACCUUACCACCCACAGUCAAAUGGACAAGCAGAAAGAUUUGUGGAUACAUUCAAGAGAGCUCUAAUGAAGUCGAAAGGGGAGGGGACGCCAGUAGAAACACUGCAGAAUUUCUUGUUUGUUUACCGAACAACACCUAGUGAUAUGCUACCACAGCAGAAGUCCCCGGCAGAGAUCCUGAUGGGAAGGAAAUUGAGGACGAUCCACAGUCUCAUGUGCCCAAGAACCACACCACCACCAUCUCAGACCAAAUCUCAGAAGCUUCCAGCGUACGAGGUUGGAUGCCCUGUGUUCGCUCGAGACUACAGAGCAAAUCAUGGUCCUUGGAUCGAAGCACGUGUGGUUGGAAGACUAGGCCAAGUUAUGUACAAGGUAAAGGUGGGAAGAGACACAUGGACUAGACACCGAAAUCAACUACGUAAGCGGAUAGCCCCAGACCACCCAUCAACAGGAGUAAAUCUUCCCCUCGAUAUCUUGCUUGAUACUUUCAACUUACCGACAACCCUACCACAAGAAAAACUUCAACAACGAGCUGAAACACGUCCCAGACGAUGGCCUAUAAGAGAACGGCGAGCUACAGUCAAGAUGCAGGUUGACCCCAGGAAAGCCCGCUAUUAAAAAGGGGAGGAGUGUUGAGGACGAUAGAUCCCCAAACUCAUAUUUUAAAUUUUAUCUUACCGAUCAUCUUAUCGAUUAAAUGUUAGAUAUUUUUAUUGGGGUCAAUUGAUGAACUAUCGAUUAAAUGCGCAAAUAGGUCAGUUGAUGAACUAUCGAUUAAAUGCGCAAAUAGGUCAAUUAAUGAACUCAUUGAUUAAUGUUUAAAAAUUUUCUAUGACAAUAUCGAUUGUAAAUAGUUGUAUAAAUACGCUUGACUUGUAUGCUUGAUCAGAUCUGCCUGCCUGACUUGGUAUCUGCUGUUGCUUGAAGAAUACACUUUCUACGCCUUACCAAGACUUCUUGAUCGAGUUAGCUGAGUCGAAGACAACGAACCAGAAUAGUCUAUUGAGUCUCUGAAUCCUGAGCCUUCGUUCCGUUCCGAAUAAGUCGAAUCAGUAGUAUCCUCAAGGUUAACGAACCUAACAGAUUUAAAAUAGCUUGUUAAUAUAUCAAUAAUUAUAGUUUGUCUCUCAUUGUAAAUACUGAAGUUAAGAUAUUUCUGGAUUCGUGAUAAAAUCAUAAAUAAUUUUAUGAAAAAUGCAACGUAUUUUAAAUAUUGUGAUUGACCAAUUACAAGCUCUUUAAAUAUUGCCCUUAGAUGCCGUGGUACGGUCAAGUGUAGGAAGAGUCAACUCUCCCUCAUAUGGUCGCGCGUAUAUAGCCACUGACAGGGAAGUCCUACUCACUUCAUUCUCGUGGCGGGGUGUUGUUCAAGAAAUUGAGAAAACGAAAAUCGGAUGAUCUGCACUUUCGUCGGGUUAGUGGAUAUGAGGAUCCACGUAGGGUUGUUGGAAAAUCCUGAUUCCAAACGAAUGGUGCACAUGGGUUCCAGGAUCGUGUGGGAACGAACAAAUGGCGUAUGGAGCAAUCGUUGGUCACCGGUUAGCAUGGACUUCAUUUCGUGACGUUGCUCCACUGCCUUGUGAAUCAGACCUUUAGGCCGAAGUCUCCGUGUGUGACCUCCUAAGAAAAUUACCUGUUUCGGUUUGGACAUCCAGUUAGUAUCACUGCCCACACACAAAUCAAGUGACUUGUGUGUCAAAUAUGUAUUCGUUGCCGCUUUGUACCAUUAUUCAUGUGUUCAAAUAAAAAAAUGAAUAAAUGUGUAAAUAUUAUGUAUUCGG